AUGGCGAUUUUUUACUGCGUGGUGGCCAACCAACACUGUCCUCUGGCCGAGCACAGCAACGGUGGCGACAAGAGCAUGAACGAGUUUGCACAGAAGUUGCUGAAGAAGCUUAAUUUGGCCGAGGACGCAGUGGAGGCCAUGGACUUUGAUGGCAAGACGUACAGCUACCGUGUGGACAACGAAGUGGCCUACGUCUGUGUCACUAACGCUGCGUUCGGCAAAAGUUCGGCGGCUCUGUUUCUUAAGCACAUUAACCAGCUUUUCGACAACCAGUUUGGCAUACGAGGCAAGGCCACGAAGCUCAAAUUGGACAUGAAUCGGGACUUUGCGCCGACGCUGAAGAAGCAAAUGGAAACAUUCUCGUCAGAUAAAGGGGCGGAGAAGCUGCAAGCGCUUAAGAAGGACCUGGACAAUGUAAAAUUCAACGUUCAGGACAAUAUCAAUAAAGUGCUGGAACGAGGCGAUAAAAUUGAGUUGCUUGUGGACAGAACGGACCAGCUGAACUCCCAAUCUGCAGCAUUUGCCAAGUCGAGCUCGAACCUCCACCGCCACUUAUGGUGGGAAAACGUGAAGAUGAACAUUGCCAUCGGAGCAUUAAUUCUGCUUUUCCUUCUGCUCAUAUUCUUGUUCAUCAGAGGCAAAGUAUCUGGGAGUAGUGACAAUUAGGUUGAUAAAAAAAAUAGACGUGAUCAAGGAGCAA
Messenger RNA from Phytophthora infestans T30-4, 700 nucleotides. Its product is annotated as vesicle-associated membrane protein, putative. The transcript is spliced from 6 exons. Lineage: Eukaryota; Oomycota; Peronosporomycetes; Peronosporales; Peronosporaceae. Gene Ontology annotation, biological process: vesicle-mediated transport. The record is from RefSeq and is a predicted model, not a curated record. Gene Ontology annotation, cellular component: membrane. The coding region runs from base 1 to 666 and encodes 221 amino acids.